This is a messenger RNA of Cordyceps fumosorosea ARSEF 2679, 1308 nucleotides long. RefSeq lists its product as hypothetical. The record is from RefSeq and is a predicted model, not a curated record. NCBI's taxonomy places the organism in Eukaryota, Fungi, Ascomycota, Sordariomycetes, Hypocreales, Cordycipitaceae. The transcript is spliced from 5 exons. The coding region runs from base 1 to 1308 and encodes 435 amino acids.
AUGCCAGCCAGCGACAGUCUACAGCCGCCCCUGACGCCCGCGGAGCGCGCGAUCUGCAAGUCCUACGGCGGGUGGACGGCCUUUCUGCAAGCCUUUGGGCUGAAGCCGUGGAACGAUGAGGACGCGGCCGAGGGUAAGGCCAUCCUCGCCGGCCUUGCUGCCCAGGAUGAGGCCGGGAAGAAGCUCAAGUUCCAGCACAUCAUGGAAGCAGCGCAACGUGAAGAGCCCGACAACGAGAUCAGAGCCGAGCCUGAGCUGCGCCGCUGGGCCCUGCCCGCUCCCGUCUCGCCCAGGAUUCUCAAGGCGCUGAUGAGCAGCAACGAAAGGAACACGACCCAGAUGGAGAGCCCGCCGCCGCCGCCAUAUCCUUUGAGAAAACCUCGCGCUACUGCCGCUGCCGAUGACGGGGGAGGCGUCAAGGAGUACGCGGACGCGGAGGUGGGCAGCGCGCAGACGCGACUCGACGAGGAGGACUUGCUCCUUUGCUACGCCGCUACCGCCGUUGCUCUACCCGAGUCCGAGUCCGAGGAUGGCAACGGCGACGAUGAAGAUGAUGAUGAUGAUGAUGAAGACGAGCAAGGAGGCGACGGAGACGGAGCGCGUCUUGUGCCGAAGCCAACGACAAGCGGAGGCGUUACGGCGGCGGCGGCGGCAGCAGCAGCAGCAGGGGUAGAAAGCGAGAGAGAAGGCAUCUUCGACCGACAUCUGAUCAAUGCGGCACUGCAGCGCAUCGAAAUCAGUUCCUCCGACGGUCACCGCGAGGUCAAUACAUGCACCCUUCCGGAGCCGUCGCCUGCUGAGCCCUCUACUGCGGUACCAUCACCAGUCGUUUCGGACACCGGCGCCACGGCUUUGAAGCAGGACGUACGGGAGGAGAAGGCUUCCACUUGCUGGCACAAAUCCGACUACGACUCCGACCCAGAGUCUGAGCAUCAGGUUGAGGGUCUCACCAAUGAUGCGCAUGAUAACAAUAAGGAUAUGAGAUCACGAAAUACCUUGGAAGAAGAGCUCUUGAGAGGUGAAAUCAAAGAGGAGCAAGAUGGUGAGCAAGUUGAUGACGAGGACGAGGAUGAGCGCGUCACCGAGAUCAUCACCACCACCACCACCACCACCACCCAGCCAUCCAGCGCUACCUCUAUCCCGACACCUUUUACUACGGAGGAGAUGGUCGGUCUGGCGGAAAUCUUGUCCUCGUGUCCACCGCCUCGAGGCUCAAAUCGAGGCCCGCGCUACACUUGGGCAAAGGCGCGGUGGGAACACUGGUCGCUUGUCGAUCGCGUAUUCUACCUGGCCGCGUCCCAGUACUAG